Molecule: messenger RNA, 375 nt
Organism: Chrysochloris asiatica (Cape golden mole)
Lineage: Eukaryota; Metazoa; Chordata; Mammalia; Afrosoricida; Chrysochloridae
Gene: CUNH11orf86
Product: chromosome unknown open reading frame, human C11orf86
Exons: 2
Coding region: 1-375 (124 amino acids)
Source: RefSeq, a predicted model, not a curated record
AUGGGGACAGGACGGCGCAGCCAGUCCCUUCGAGAACCCCGGCCCUCCUAUGGCAAGCUCCAAGAGCCCUGGGGAAAGCCUCAGGAGGGUCAACUUCGCAGGGCACUGAGCCUCAGACAGGGGCGCAGGAAGUCCAAGUCCCAGGGACUCGAUGGAAGCAUGGGAGAGCUGGACUGCCCCAGUCAGGAGCGGCAGCCGGGAGGCCUGGGGGACACAGAGCAACUGAUCCAAGCCCAGCGAGGAGGCAGCAGGCGAUGGCUGAGGCAGUACCAACAGCAGGUAAGAAGAAGAUGGGAGAGUUUUCUUGCCAGCUUCCCGAAUGUGACCCUGAGCCGGCCAGCCUCCCCAGAACCCCCGAUGGACACCACAAGCUAA